Messenger RNA from Erinaceus europaeus (western European hedgehog), 6041 nucleotides. It is a transcript of the gene FGD6, whose product is annotated as FYVE, RhoGEF and PH domain containing 6. The coding region runs from base 107 to 4093 and encodes 1328 amino acids. The record is from RefSeq and is a predicted model, not a curated record. Gene Ontology annotation, cellular component: cytoplasm. The transcript is spliced from 22 exons. NCBI's taxonomy places the organism in Eukaryota, Metazoa, Chordata, Mammalia, Eulipotyphla, Erinaceidae. Gene Ontology annotation, molecular function: guanyl-nucleotide exchange factor activity; metal ion binding.
CUGGACACAAUGGACUGAAAAGGGAGACAUGGACUGAGGGUGGGAGGGACGAGCAGGAAAGAAAGCAAAAAAAAAAAAGCGCGCUGCCGGGAGGGGAGGGAAAACCAUGACUUCUGCCGCCGAGAUUAAGAAGCCGCCAGUGGCCCCCAAGCCAAAAUUUGUGGUGGCAAAUAAUAAGCCGUCUCCACCUCCUGUUGCUCCUAAGCCUGACAUUGUGAUUUAUAGCGUCCCACAAUCAGCAAAAAAACCCAAGCCAGCAAUAGCUCCAAAACCUAAAGUUCUCAGUGAGUCACCUGUUCGAGAUGUCAAGCAGCCUUCAUCCAGGAGCAUCAUAGUAAACCUGGAGGAGCAGAAACAGGAAUCCUCUGAAAAUGCUGGCAGUUCCAGCCGCCAAAAUAGACACAGGUUCACAGACAACCCAGAAAUGAGAGAUGGCUACGAUUCCAGCCAACAAUUUGGAAUUGAAUUUGAGGAUUUGCCACCUUCCCUGCCCAGCUGUCAAGGAGUUCCUGGUUAUCAGCACUGCCACCAACAAAUUCUUAGAAGUGAACUUCAAAACUGUGUGACUUGUCAGGAUGGCAGUGAGAAAACGAAUGCUUGUGUUCACUCAUCUGAACAAGAUGCACUAGAAAAUGGUAAAAAGAAUACUUUGUCUCCAAAUGGAGUCAGCAAGAAAUCAGAAGUCAAAGAGCUUGGUCCCUUAGAAAUUCACUUAGUACCGUAUGCCCCGAAAUUUCCCACUCCCAAACCUAGGAAGUCUCGUGCUGCUUGUCUGUUACGCCAGAAGUAUAUCGAUAGCCCUAGUGAAAGUACUGAGGAACCAGGGGAUUUGGGUAGUAGCUCCUCAAGUCUAGUCAAAGAUAGUAUGAGAAACAGCAAAAUCGUUGUUCUUCAUCAGAAUGUUUUAUGUAACCAGAAGCAAGUGGACAAAGUGAAACCAGGAAAUAAGUGUGAAUUGAAUGUGGACCUCAGUGGUGACGGACAGAACGCAGUCUAUUCACAGAAAGCCACAGGUCAUAAAACAGUUUCCUUUGAAAAAGUCGCAUCUCCUUUACAUACAGACUCUGAUUGGAGUUCCGACAGCAAGACAGAAGAAUGUUCCAAUAUGCCCCUUGUUGUAGACACAGGGGCUAGUUUUGUCCGAUCCACUUCUUUAUCCAGGAGCCUGCCUAAGCAGCUUAAAUUAAGUUGCAAUGAACCCGUUCCUUGUAUCCCAGGACUGACUGCUCCUCAAAUGCAGAAGGAGCCUGUAAUAAAAGAUGAAAGUUCCUCAAAAAUUGUCCCCAAGAAACCUCAAAGACACAGCUUGCCUGCCACAGGGGUACUUAAAAAGGCUGCUUCAGAGGAGCUCGUAGAGAAAAGUUCUUAUCCUUCAAAUGAAGAAAAAAAUGCAGAGAAGGACCUGGAAAGAAAGGACCUUCAGCAUUUGUGUGUCCAAAACCCUGGUCUGUCAUCCUCCUUUGAUAUGCCUAACCGGACUUCUGAAAAGCCAAUGUGGAAAUUACCUCAUCCAAUCUUACCCUUUCCAGGGAACCCAGAGUCCUUAAAGGCUGUCUCUGUAUCCUCAAAUAGCAAGCCUUCAGCUGCUCUGACCAAGCCCAGAGCAAAAUCAUUAUCUGCUAUGGAUAUAGAAAGGUGCAAUAAGCCUUGCAAAGACUCUCAGAAGAGAAACUCUUUUAAGAAAUUGUUCAACAUGAAACUGUCCAUCUGUUUCAUGAAGAGUGACUUCUAUAAAUUUUGGUCCAAGGGAAGUCAAUAUGGAGAUGCAACUGCAGGCUCAACAGGGGAGCGCCAAGGCGGGGAAAGCGAUUGGCAUGGCAUGUUGGCAGGCAGGAAGAGAGACAGGCCCACCAAGGCAUAUUCAGCAGACAACUACAGCCUGGAAUCCCAAAAGAAAAAGAAGUCUCAGGCCCAGACCAGAGCUGCAAAUGGGCCAAGAGCUGAAUCUUUGGAUGACCAGUUGCUCUCCAGGGAGUCAUCAUCUCAGGUGCUCUGCAGGUCCAUUACUGACAUCUGUGCACCCGAAUAUGAAAAUGUACGUCAUUAUGAGGAGAUCCCAGAAUAUGAGAACUUGCCCUUCUUUAUGGCGCUAGAGAAAACUCCAGAGUCGGAACAGCAGAAUUCCAGCAGUGUGGAGGGCACUCAUGCAAAUGUGUAUGAGGUAGAAGAGCCCUAUGAAGACCCAGAAGGACAGUUGCCACCUGGACCUAGUCUCCAGUCUUCCAGCCGCCCGGGAGUAUCUCAGGAGAGGCACAGUGACCCGCACCUUGGUCUCCGAGACCUUCCCUCAGACGAGGAAGAAGUCACCAACAGUUCUGAUGAUGACGAUGACGACAUCAGCUCUGGGUCCAGUAAAGGGGAGCCUGACUUGCUGGGAUAUAAACAGGAUGAAGAUCCUGGGGUGAAAAGUAAAGUUCAUCAUAUUGCCAAGGAGAUCAUGAGCUCCGAGAAAGUGUUUGUGGAUGUGUUAAAACUUUUGCAUAUUGAUUUCCGGGAUGCAGUAGCCCAUGCUUCUAGGCAGCUGGGGAAGCCAGUUAUUGAGGACCGGAUCCUAAACCAGAUCCUGUAUUACUUGCCUCAGCUGUAUGAACUCAACCGGGAUCUCCUGAAGGAGCUGGAAGAGAGAAUGUUAAACUGGACUGAACAACAAAGAAUUGCUGAUAUCUUUGUAAAGAAGGGGCCAUAUCUAAAAAUGUAUUCCACAUACAUCAAAGAAUUUGAUAAGAAUAUAGCUUUGCUGGAUGAACAGUACAAGAAAAACCCAAGUUUUGCUGCUGUUGUUAAAGAAUUUGAGAUGAGUCCACGCUGUGCGAACUUGGCCCUCAAGCACUACCUGCUCAAGCCAGUUCAGAGGAUCCCCCAGUACAGGCUCCUGCUGACAGAUUAUUUGAAAAACCUUUUAGAAGACUCUGGAGAUUACAGAAACACUCAAGAUGCCCUUGCUGUCGUCAUAGAGGUGGCCAACCAUGCCAAUGACACAAUGAAGCAAGGGGACAACUUUCAGAAACUUAUGCAGAUUCAGUACAGCUUAAAUGGACAUCACGAAAUAGUGCAGCCUGGGCGGGUUUUUCUCAAAGAAGGAACUCUGAUGAAGCUGUCUCGGAAAGUCAUGCAGCCCCGGACAUUUUUCCUGUUGAAUGACGCCCUGUUAUAUACAACCCCAAUGCAGUCUGGGAUGUAUAAACUGAACAACAUGCUCUCAUUGGCUGGAAUGAAGGUUAGAAAACCCACUCAAGAAGCAUAUCAGAAUGAGCUAAAGAUUGAAAGUGUAGAACGGUCCUUCAUUCUGUCCGCCAGUUCUGCCACAGAAAGGGAUGAGUGGCUGGAGGCGAUUUCCAGGUCAAUAGAAGACUACACCAAGAAGAAGACCACAUUCGGCCCUGCCAGGAGCCUGGACGAGGCAGACUCCGAAAAUAAAGAGGAAGUUAGCCCUCUUGGAUCAAAAGCUCCCAUCUGGAUUCCUGAUACCAGAGUCACAAUGUGUAUGAUCUGCACUAGUGAAUUUACUCUGACCUGGAGAAGACACCAUUGCCGGGCCUGUGGAAAAAUUGUGUGCCAAGCUUGUUCAGCAAAUAAAUAUGGCCUGGAUUACCUGAAGAAUCAGCCAGCAAGAGUAUGUGAACAUUGUUUCCAAGAGCUGCAGAAACUAGAUCACCAACACUCCCCUAAGACUAGAUCUCCUGGAAGUCACAAAUCUACUUCAAAUGCCUUAACCUCAGUCUUACAGAGUAUUCCCUCAGGGAGGAAACAGAAAAAAAUACCAGCUGCUCUCAAAGAAGUAUCAGCAAACACCGAAGAUUCUUCUAUGAGCGGCUACUUGUACAGGUCGAAAGGCAAUAAAAAGCCUUGGAAACACCUGUGGUUUGUCAUAAAAAACAAAGUUCUGUACACAUACGCUGCAAGUGAGGAUGUGGCAGCUCUGGAAAGCCAACCUUUACUAGGAUUCACUGUCUCUCAAGUCAAAGACGAGAACUCGGAGUCUAGAGUGUUUCAGCUAUUGCACAAAAACAUGCUGUUUUAUGUAUUCAAAGCAGGUGAUGCCCAUUCAGCUCAGAAGUGGAUAGAAGCAUUUCAGGAAGGCACAGUAUUAUAGCAUUAUUGCUUUCAUCUCUUCUGUGAUGCCAAAAGGGUGGAAUUUCAUCAGAAUGGAACAAAUGCAGUAUAAAGACUUAAAAAAAAAGGGACACUGCCAACAUAAAGCCAAUCAAAAUCUAAAUCAACAAUAAGAAAAUAUUUUUGCUAGGUAUAAGGUAAUUUGUAAUGUUUGUUUUUUUCAUGUAUGUUAUUUAUUAACUUUUUGAUGUUUACUUAAUGGUCAGAAGUAUUUCUGAGAUUCACACUGAAUUCUAGAUAAAAGUCCUUUUGUUUAGAGACCAGAAAACUUUUUACUGUAUAAUAUCAGCUUUUUGUGGUACAGCCCACACUGUUUUUUCCCUGUACUGUGUGGUGUUGCACUGCAAUAUUCCCACUAGUCUAAGUCUUUGUAAAUAAAACACAUAUGUCAAGAAGCAAAUUUUCAUGUAAUUUAUGGUUUAGAAAUUAUCAUUGUUUUAAAAUUGCUGAUGGAAAAAAAUGUAUGUCUUUCAAUCAACAAAAUUAAAUGAAUUUUUAUAGCAUUUAAUGGAAAAAAAACACAAGACCAACUUCUACCUCAGUAACUGUGAAAUGAAAUGCCAGUAAGUCACCUAGACCAGCUCUACUGUUAUGUGACUUGCAUGGCCUGGGAUGUUAUGUCAACAAGGAAUCAGAUAAAGGAAUCGAAUCUACAUUUUUAUUUGUCAAUGAGUAGGAAAGAGGAUUAUUUUCCCUUGCAGAAGAACAUCAAUGAUCAACUCUACAGCCUUUACAUAAAUGUGAUAUUUUUAUUUCAGAGCUACCAGUUCAACAAAAACACAAAUAUAUUGUUUUAAAAAAUCUAAAGAGUUCUGAGCCCCAAUUAAUGGUGUUUGUAUCUACUAAGAAUGCUCUUGUUUCUUAUACUGUUAGACUUUUUUAAACUGCACUGGUAUCUGGAGAAAUGGCUCAUCUGCUCUUGUGGCCUCCUAUGUCUGAGGUGCUUGGUUCAGUCCCAGAACAGCAUGUUGCAAGUACAGUCUGGCUUCUUUCUCUCCUUUCUCUGUCUCCUGUGAAACUCUCUGUAAUCAAUAAAAUCUUUUUUUAAAAAAAGUGGACUAAGAUUGCCAUAUCAGAAGAGCACAAAUGCUAACUGAAACUAGUAUCGAUUUUUAAAGUUUUUUUUUUUUAAUCUUUAUUUAUUUAUUGGAUAGAGACAGCCAGAAGUCAAGAGGAAAAGGGUUGAUAAGAGAGAGAGAGACAGACACCUGCAGCCCUACUUCACCGCUUGUGAAGCUUUCCCCCUGCAGGUGGGGACCUGGGGCUCAAACUCGGGUCCUUGUGCAUUGAAACGUGCGCUCAACCAGGUGCACCUCCACCUGGCUCCCUAAAGUUUUAUUUUUAAAUAUCACUUUGUAGAAUGCCCUCCCAGAUGAUUAGAAAAGUCAUUUCUUUCUUUAACCAAAUGUUAGUGUACCUCAUAAGGAAAGACUUAUAAUUGUUUAUAAACACGUGAACAAUUUUGUGCAUAAAAUUGUUGAUUAGAAGAAAUAUGAAAUUAAAUGUAUGGUUCAUUUCUGACGUUAAGAAAAUAAAUUCAUUGACAGAGUUUAAACUAUGUUAAAAGUAAAGGUUCUCCAUUGCACAUUUCAUAUUCUUCAUAGCAUAUUUCAUGAAAAGGUACAAGAAUGUUUUCUAAGGGAUUUCCUCACUCAGGAUGAUCUUAGCAUUGCCAGAAGAAAGCCUGAGGAUCCUCCUGAAGCCUCUGAACAUGUCUCGUUACAGCAGCAAAGUUCCUGCCAGUCCUGGGUUGGCUGCUGCUGCUUCUGGUCACUUCUUGUUAGGGAAUCAGUCACAUUCUUGUUGCAACCUUGUUCACAAUCCUCACAGUAAACAGAAAUGUUUCUCUCACAGCGGGCGGAUACUUUUCUUGCAGCUCAUCUGUUUGAGUCCAGAUGGAAUAAGUAAGGCUUCCAUACUAAAACGUC